Messenger RNA from Lasiosphaeria miniovina, 513 nucleotides. RefSeq lists its product as uncharacterized. NCBI's taxonomy places the organism in Eukaryota, Fungi, Ascomycota, Sordariomycetes, Sordariales, Lasiosphaeriaceae. Bases 44 to 214 code for a protein of 56 amino acids. The record is from RefSeq and is a predicted model, not a curated record. The transcript has a single exon.
CGCAAGAUCAAAAUUUUCGCCCAGGGCAUAUAAAGCGCACCGAAUGUGGAAAAGGGUUACGAUACAAUGUACUUUUUACAGUGAGAGAAUAUAUAUACAUAAGUUAGUCAGCAAUCCCCCCCUCCUCCCUCAUUUUGUCAACGAGAGAUCUAAUCCGUGGGCUAUCCAUCAUCUCUCAUCUAUACCUGAAACUAAACGCUACUGUUUGCGAUAGAUGGGGUCAGAGGUGAGCUGUUCGCCCUCCCAAUGCCCACGUGGAUAUCGCUUCCAAGCGCAGAAGGCCCCGAUAGUUUCCGCAGAAUGACGCCCUCGCAUUCUCGCUUGAUGAUGGUGGGCGGGUAAGUUGACAGGCACUAUCUCUCUCUCUCAGGUAAGAGGCAAGGUCAAAGUACCACCCCAACUCAUCCCCCUCGACUUCCUCAACCGCUUCAGUCUCCUCAGACGCCUCAACAGCUUGAGCCUCUCCAACCGAAUUGACAACAACUGUAGAAAAAAAAAACAUUCGCAAACUCA